AUUUUAGCAAAGCGCAGAGUGCUUGUGCUAAAAUACGCAGCGGUAGAUAAAGGUGAUAACUUUCACCCCCUUUCUCUCACCACCCACCACUUGCUAUGAGUAUUCCGACACAUUUCUCCAUUUUGUCCGAGAAAAAAUCGAAUCUCUCCCGUCUGAAUUUGUGUAAGCUUCUCUUGAACAUGAUCCUUUCCGGGAACUGAAGAGAAUAAUCGUGUAGUAAAAGAAAAAACGAAAGAUGGCUUCGUCUCUGGAGUUUGUUAGACUUUGUGCCUCUCCUGUGUCGAUUUCCCGCCACAAAUCUCCAGUAAAAUUGGAAUCUAGAAAAAGGGUUUUCAGAUUAGCAGAUUCUCGAAGUUUGCAUCGUCUUGGUCGAUGUGUUACGGUUCAUUCAUCUGCUCUUAACAAUGGAGAUAACCAGUCAAAAGGUGAAGAACCACCAGAAUCUUUAUUUAUGAAAGAGUUGAAGAGAAGAGGUAUGACUCCUACUUCGUUACUUCAAGACUAUGAAGUAGAUGUUGACGAGAUCAAAACCGGUGGUAAAGACACUAGAAACAGCUCUAGGACCACUGCAACUACUACUCCAGCCUUCGACCAAAGCUUGUUAAACCAGAGAGAGAGAUCCUUGGCUUUAAACAGCGAAGGGCUCGAGGGAUUGAUUCCACGUGCUAGGAUCUUGCUGACGAUUGGAGGGACUUUCUUCUUGGGUUUUUGGCCCUUGAUUGUCUUAACUCUUGGCGCCUUCUCUGCUCUUUACCUUUACUUUGGAGCAGAUUUCAUUCAUGAUGGAAGCAGAACUCCGGUUUCACCACCACCUUACAUCGAUCCAUAUACUCUGCUGGAGGAUGAGAGGGUCUCCGGGAUCAAUCCUCGUCUUAAUUAGCACCACAACGUGUUCUCUCUGCUCCACCCAAGUAGUAGUUAAAUAUAUUGUUGCACUAAGUAUAUAUAUCUCUGUUCCUUACGGUUGUAAAAAAUAAUAAUUUUACUUCUGUAUUAUUGCACCUUUUUAAAAGGGUUCACCUCAAA
Molecule: messenger RNA, 1026 nt
Organism: Brassica oleracea var. oleracea
Lineage: Eukaryota; Viridiplantae; Streptophyta; Magnoliopsida; Brassicales; Brassicaceae
Exons: 4
Coding region: 236-880 (214 amino acids)
Source: RefSeq, a predicted model, not a curated record